AUGUUACCAGAUACUAGUACAGCCGCCAAUACAACAACAACCGCUGCAGCCAACAAUGCAACAACCGCCGAUACAACAGCAGUUGUCGCAGCCAACAAUGCAACAACCGCCGAUGCAACAGCAGUUGUCGCAGUAAACAAUGCAACAACCGCCGAUACAACAGCAGCCGUCGCAGCCAACAAUGCAACAGCCACCGCCGGCGGCGCGCAACAGCAGCUGCCAAUCCAGCUAGUAACGUCGCCCAUACAACAGCAGCAGCCAUUAAUGCAGCAGCUACCAUUGCAACAUCAACAGCCACAGAUGCAACAGCAACUGACUUCGAUGCAACAACAACAGCCAUUCAUGCAACCGCCGCCAAUAACACAGCAACCACCGCCGACGCAGCAGGUUCCCCAAAUGAUGCAUCAGCCGCCGAUGUAUCAAAAUGUUCAAUCGCAACAGGUAUUGCAAUGGCAACAGCAGCCAACCAAGCAACAAAAACCCGGGGUACAACUGCCAUUUAGAAAACAAUUCUCUCAACGUCCACCGUCACAAAACCUCCAGCAGGAGCAAUUUAUCAAUAACCAUGAAGCUUCUUACGAUUCUUCCAUUGCGGAGAUCUCAAGUCAAGAAAACAAUAUGAUGCAACAAAAAGGCGUUGAAAGCCAGCCAAUUCACAAGCCUCCACCAGCAAAGGAUAACACUCCUGACGCACCCAAAAAUUGGGUAGUGGAAAUGAGGAAAUGGAAGCAGGAGAUGGAUAAAGAGCGUUGGAGGCAGGACCAGAGACUGACAGCUCUAGAACGGUUUGUAAGCAAAUACCGAUUGGAGGAAAGGGGAAGGGAAAGAAAAAGAAGAGAAAGAAAUUAG
Molecule: messenger RNA, 849 nt
Organism: Leptopilina heterotoma
Lineage: Eukaryota; Metazoa; Arthropoda; Insecta; Hymenoptera; Figitidae
Product: altered inheritance of mitochondria protein 3-like
Exons: 4
Coding region: 1-849 (282 amino acids)
Source: RefSeq, a predicted model, not a curated record